This is a messenger RNA of Meriones unguiculatus (Mongolian gerbil), 563 nucleotides long. RefSeq names its product secretoglobin family 3A member 2 (gene Scgb3a2). Bases 168 to 437 code for a protein of 89 amino acids. The transcript has 3 exons. The record is from RefSeq and is a predicted model, not a curated record. NCBI's taxonomy places the organism in Eukaryota, Metazoa, Chordata, Mammalia, Rodentia, Muridae.
GGGCGAGUCAAAAGGCAGUGGUUGAAAUCUGAGUCUUUGGUGCGUAUAUUAGUACAUGCCAGGAAAGCAGCCAUCUCUGUGACAGCGAGCAGAACUAUCGACUCCGCGAAUGUGUUGGGCUUUCUGAUUGCAUUCUCAAGUCCAUAAAAACAUCACAGACACCAGCCAUGAAGCUGGUAUCCAUCUUUCUGCUGGUGACCAUCGGUAUUUAUGGUUAUUCUGCCACUGCCUUUCUCAUCAACAGUCUCCCUGUUGACAAAGUGUUGCCUGUGGACAACCUUCUUCCCUUGUUUGAUCCUUUGAAGAUGCUCCUGAAAACCCUGGGCAUUUCUGUAGAACAUCUGGUGGAAGGGCUGAAGAAGUGUGUGGAUGAGCUGGGGCCAGAGGCUUCAGAGGCUGUGAAGAAGCUUCUGGAGGCCCUAUCACACCUGGUAUAAAAUCUGCAUAAGCAGUUAAGGUGGGAGUGCAAAAGAUGAUAUGCCCACCCUGGCUGGCAGAAUCUCAUUCUACCAUUUGAAGACUGAAUGUUCCUAAAGUCUAGUGAGUCUAGGAAGAAUGAAUAA